Molecule: messenger RNA, 656 nt
Organism: Salvia splendens (bonfire salvia)
Lineage: Eukaryota; Viridiplantae; Streptophyta; Magnoliopsida; Lamiales; Lamiaceae
Product: chaperone protein dnaJ 11, chloroplastic
Exons: 1
Coding region: 78-488 (136 amino acids)
Source: RefSeq, a predicted model, not a curated record
UAGUAUUAUUUCUCGCCACAAAUCGCAAUUAAUUUCACUCCUUUUCCGCUCAACAAAUAAAUAAAUCCGAGUUUUCAAUGCUACGAAACCCUACACUCGCCUUCAAACCGUCGGUUCAGUUCCGAAGCCGUAAUAUGUCCGUGCGAGCCGAGGUGGCUGUGGCAGUGGCUGUGCCGGACCGGCGGAGCCUCUACGAGGUCCUCCGCGUCAAGAGGAACGCGUCGCAGGUGGAGAUCAAGACGGCGUACCGCACGCUCGCCAAGCUCCACCAUCCCGACGCGAGGGCGCGAUUUAUGAAUUCCUCGAUCGCAACGUCCGCGGACGGCGGAGACUUCAUCGAGAUCCACAACGCCUAUGCCACGCUGUCGGAUCCCAAUGCUAGAGCGGAGUACGAUCUGAAUUUGACUGUUGAUCCGCGAGGCCCCGGCGUGUCUGGUUGCCGGAGAUUUUACCAGACGCGUCGAUGGGAGACGGAUCAGUGCUGGUAAUCGCUUCAGGAAGUGUGACGUAAAUUCUUCGCGAUCCUUUUGAUUUUUCCGAUUUUAGAAGGCGGAAAUUAUAGGAAUAUUCUUUUCUUCUUUUUUUUUAGCUUCGUUGUUUGGGAUUCUUAACAAUGUAAUUCCGAGAAUUAUAAUUGAGAAUUUGUUGUGAUGGAA